Molecule: messenger RNA, 591 nt
Organism: Marasmius oreades (fairy-ring Marasmius)
Lineage: Eukaryota; Fungi; Basidiomycota; Agaricomycetes; Agaricales; Marasmiaceae
Exons: 4
Coding region: 1-591 (196 amino acids)
Biological process (GO): protein stabilization
Molecular function (GO): protein-folding chaperone binding
Source: RefSeq, a predicted model, not a curated record
AUGACCACACCGAGGCACGAAUACUACGAAACGGACGAGAGAAUUACCGUCUCGAUUUUCGAUCGUAACGCAGAUCCUGCCCAGGUGUCUCUCGAAUUCGAGCCUAGGAAGGUCACGUAUACCAAUGGCGACAAGCUUCUUGCCCUUGAGCCACUGAAAGGCCAGGUGAACCCGGAUAGCUGCGAAUACACUGUUGGUAAGGUUAAAGUGGAACUUCGGCUUCUGAAAGCUGUUCAAGGCAGAUGGGGAGGUCUAAUAGGAGACACUCCAGAUCCACUGGCCAAUUCUGCCGCCCCUGAAACCACUCCCAGGAGACCGCAGCAGAAGAAUUGGGAAGGUAUAUCCAGCCAAAUGUUGGCGUCGGACAAGGAGGUGACUUUAGAGGAAGAUCCCAAUGUUGGAGGCGACAGUGCUAUCAACCCUUUCUUCCAGAAGUUAUUCUCCGAUGCAGAUGAAGAUACGAAACGAGCUAUGCUAAAGAGCUAUAGUGAGAGUGGAGGCACUACGUUGAGUACUAACUGGGAUGAGGUGAGGAAGGGAAAGGUGGAGGUGAAGCCUCCGGAAGGUUCUGAAUGGAAGCGAUGGGGUUAA